Molecule: messenger RNA, 11747 nt
Organism: Closterium sp. NIES-65
Lineage: Eukaryota; Viridiplantae; Streptophyta; Zygnematophyceae; Desmidiales; Closteriaceae
Source: the annotation of a GenBank genome assembly
GCGAGUCUCUGGCGCUGCUGGGUAGCAGUCUGGACCCCAGCAGCGCGCUCGUGUGGUCGUCGCCUCUGCUGUGCUCUGGGUGGACCAACUUCACGUGUAAAGACAACACCACCAUCACAGCAAUCAAUCUGCUGAAGAUGCCACUCUCUGGCUCCCUGCCUCGCGACAUCUCCAGAUUCAAAAGCCUUGAAUUCCUGGUGAUUCGGAGUUCCAGCAUCUCAGGUCCGUUGCCUGAUGCAAUCACUACUCUGAGAAACCUCAAGUACCUAGAUUUGAGCUACAAUCAAAUAUGGCCGCCUGUGCCAGCAGGCCUCUUCUCGAUGCCAGAGUUGAAGGGCAUGCUGCUAGGCAACAACUGGUUGACCAAUCAGACGGUGCCCAACAUGGCCAAGGCGCCCGCCUCUUUGAACAUGGUGUCGCUGCGCACCGUGGGGGCGACUGUGGACAACACUUCCAAAGCCGGCAAGGCUACUCUUGAUCGGCCAGAGGCUGCCUGCUCGACCUCUCUUUCCCUCUCCCCACCCUCCUCCCCCUCUUCUCCCCCUCUCCACCUGUGUCUUCCUUUCCCGCCCCCAACCCCCACCAGGCUUUACGGCAACCCACAGAUUUGUAACGUAGCCACGGGCAGCCCGCUCAACCUGUCAUCCACCAGCGGCCAGUUCAACAACUCGUGCAAGUGGACCCACACGCCCUUCUGCCUCAACCAGCGCUGCCUCCCCACGCAGUACAUCAACCGCCCCACCUUCCUCAACGCCUACCCCCCCUCCAACUGCAUCUACGGGCAAGGCCCCAUGACCGCCCCGCUCUUCCCUUCUGACCCAACUGCCGCAGCAGCAGCUGCUGCCUCUGCCACUGCUGAGUCUUUCACCCAAGCGUCUUCUCCCAGCUCGCUACUCCCUCCUGGCAGUGCCGGUCCACCCGAUGCGGCUCCUGAUGCUCUUGGUGGUGAUCGUGCUGGCGGCCGUGGCGGUGGUGGUGGGCCAGCAGCGGCGCCUGCGGGUGAUGUAGCGGUGCCGACGGGGCCGGGGGCGUGUGUGUGUGCGGGGAGCAAUCAGUUCUACGAGUUUGACCUGCUGUGCGCCAACAGCAAGAUCCAGGCGUGGACGGAUGAGUACUCGCAGCUUGUCUCUCAGAAGGUGUCUGAAGCGUUCGCCUAUAAGCUGAAGAGAUGCAUCAAUCCGGAGCAGGUGAGAGAGUGGGAGCAGGUGAGAGAGUGGGAGCAGGUGAGAGGGAGGGAGGGGGAGGGAGGGGGUUUGAGGCGCAUUUCCUUAAGUGCUUCCUCAAACACGCACUCACUUUCUCAAUCACUCGUUCCUUUGCCAUCCCCAACGCUGUUGGCUGCUGCACAGGUGUGGGUGUGGCACGCGUACGUGAGUGGGUGCUGCCUGGACAGCAGCGGCGCACCGCUGUUUGACAUGCGGCUGUACGUGGUGCUGUUGGUGUGGUUGUGGCACGCGUAUGUGAGCACCUGGCGGCUGGACAGCAGUGGCGCACCUCUGUUUGACAUGCGGCUGUACGUGGUGCUGUUUGAGAACCUCACGAGGGACGAGGAGAUCACGUCUGUCAUCAUGCAGUCUGUCAUCGUGCAGUCUGUCAUCAUGCAGUCUGUCAUCAUGCAGUCUGUCAUCAUGCAGUCUGUCAUCAUGCAGUCUGUCAUCAUGCAGUCUGUCAUCAUGCAGUCUGUCAUCAUGCAGUCUGUCAUCAUGCAGUCUGUCAUCAUGCAGUCUGUCAUCAUGCAGUCUGUCAUCAUGCAGUCUGUCAUCAUGCAGUCUGUCAUCAUGCAGUCUGUCAUCCUGCAGUCUGUCAUCGUGCAGUCUGUCAUCAUGCAGUCUGUCAUCAUGCAGUCUGUCAUCAUGCAGUCUGUCAUCAUGCAGUCUGUCAUCGUGCAGUCUGUCAUCAUGCAGUCUGUCAUCGUGCAGUCUGUCAUCAUGCAGUCUGUCAUCGUGCAGUCUGUCAUCAUGCAGUCUGUCAUCAUGCAGUCUGUCAUCAUGCAGUCUGUCAUCAUGCAGUCUGUCAUCAUGCAGUCUGUCAUCAUGCAGUCUGUCAUCAUGCAGUCUGUCAUCAUGCAGUCUGUCAUCAUGCAGUCUGUCAUCAUGCAGUCUGUCAUCAUGCAGUCUGUCAUCAUGCAGUCUGUCAUCAUGCAGUCUGUCAUCAUGCAGUCUGUCAUCAUGCAGUCUGUCAUCAUGCAGUCUGUCAUCAUGCAGUCUGUCAUCAUGCAGUCUGUCAUCAUGCAGUCUGUCAUCAUGCAGUCUGUCAUCAUGCAGUCUGUGAUCGUGCAGUCUGUCAUCGUGCAGUCUGUCAUCAUGCAGUCUGUCAUCAUGCAGUCUGUCAUCGUGCAGUCUGUCAUCAUGCAGUCUGUCAUCAUGCAGUCUGUCAUCAUGCAGUCUGUCAUCAUGCAGUCUGUCAUCAUGCAGUCUGUCAUCAUGCAGUCUGUCAUCAUGCAGUCUGUCAUCACGCAGUCUGUCAGCACGCAGUCUGUCAUCAUGCAGUCUGUCAUCGUGCAGUCUGUCAUCAUGCAGUCUGUCAUCGUGCAGUCUGUCAUCGUGCAGUCUGUCAUCGUGCAGUCUGUCAUCGUGCAGUCUGUCAUCAUGCAGUCUGUCAUCAUGCAGUCUGUCAUCAUGCAGUCUGUCAUCAUGCAGUCUGUCAUCAUGCAGUCUGUCAUCAUGCAGUCUGUCAUCUUGCAGUCUGUCAUCAUGCAGUCUGUCAUCAUGCAGUCUGUCAUCAUGCAGUCUGUCAUCACGCAGUCUGUCAUCACGCAGUCUGUCAUCAUGCAGUCUGUCAUCGUGCAGUCUGUCAUCGUGCAGUCUGUCAUCGUGCAGUCUGUCAUCAUGCAGUCUGUCAUCAUGCAGUCUGUCAUCGUGCAGUCUGUCAUCGUGCAGUCUGUCAUCGUGCAGUCUGCAUCUGUCAUCGUGCAGUCUGUCAUGGUGCAGUCUGUCAUCAUGCAGUCUGUCAUCAUGCAGUCUGUCAUCAUGCAGUCUGUCAUCAUGCAGUCUGUCAUCGUGCAGUCUGUCAUCAUGCAGUCUGUCAUCGUGCAGUCUGUCAUCGUGCAGUCUGUCAUCGUGCAGUCUGUCAUCGUGCAGUCUGUCAUCAUGCAGUCUGUCAUCAUGCAGUCUGUCAUCAUGCAGUCUGUCAUCAUGCAGUCUGUCAUCAUGCAGUCUGUCAUCAUGCAGUCUGUCAUCAUGCAGUCUGUCAUCAUGCAGUCUGUCAUCAUGCAGUCUGUCAUCAUGCAGUCUGUCAUCAUGCAGUCUGUCAUCAUGCAGUCUGUCAUCAUGCAGUCUGUCAUCGUGCAGUCUGUCAUCGUGCAGUCUGUCAUCGUGCAGUCUGUCAUCGUGCAGUCUGUCAUCAUGCAGUCUGUCAUCAUGCAGUCUGUCAUCAUGCAGUCUGUCAUCAUGCAGUCUGUCAUUAUGCAGUCUGUCAUCGUGCAGUCUGUCAUCGUGCAGUCUGUCAUCGUGCAGUCUGUCAUCAUGGAGUCUGUCAUCAUGCAGUCUGUCAUCGUGCAAUCUGUCAUCAUGCAGUCUGUCAUCGUGCAGUCUGUCAUCGUGCAGUCUGUCAUCGUGCAGUCUGUCAUCAUGCAGUCUGUCAUCAUGCAGUCUGUAAUCGUGCAGUCUGUCAUCAUGCAGUCUGUAAUCGUGCAGUCUGUCAUCAUGCAGUCUGUCAUCGUGCAGUCUGUCAUCAUGCAGUCUGUCAUCGUGCAGUCUGUCAUCAUGCAGUCUGUCAUCAUGCAGUCUGUCAUCGUGCAGUCUGUCAUCAUGCAGUCUGUCAUCAUGCAGUCUGUCAUCGUGCAGUCUGUCAUCAUGCAGUCUGUCAUCGUGCAGUCUGUCAUCAUGCAGUCUGUCAUCAUGCAGUCUGUCAUCGUGCAGUCUGUCAUCGUGCAGUCUGUCAUCGUGCAGUCUGUCAUCAUGCAGUCUGUCAUCAUGCAGUCUGUCAUCGUGCAGUCUGUCAUCAUGCAGUCUGUAAUCGUGCAGUCUGUCAUCAUGCAGUCUGUCAUCAUGCAGUCUGUCAUCGUGCAGUCUGUCAUCAUGCAGUCUGUCAUCAUGCAGUCUGUCAUCAUGCAGUCUGUCAUCAUGCAGUCUGUCAUCGUGCAGUCUGUCAUCAUGCAGUCUGUCAUCAUGCAGUCUGUCAUCAUGCAGUCUGUCAUCAUGCAGUCUGUCAUCAUGCAGUCUGUCAUCAUGCAGUCUGUCAUCAUGCAGUCUGUCAUCAUGCAGUCUGUCAUCAUGCAGUCUGUCAUCAUGCAGUCUGUCAUCAUGCAGUCUGUCAUCGUGCAGUCUGUCAUCAUGCAGUCUGUCAUCGUGCAGAACAGCGACCUUCUGGGCGAACGCAAGUUGGGGGUGCUCAAGCGCCUGGCACCCUUCCCGGAAAGGAACAACACCGCCCCACCAGCUGCGCCUCCCCCAGAUGAGCCCUCCUCGUCGUCCUACACCACCGUCAUCAUUGCCGUGGUGGUCGUGGUGCUCGCCGUGCUCUUUGGCGUUGGCGUUGCCUACUUUUACUUCUUCGUCCGCAACCGACACACAAAGUUGGCAUCCAUAUCAGGCUCUGGUUUCCUGGGCAACCAGGCGCUCUCCUCGUCCUUUGGCUGGGCGCUGCAGCAGCGCUUCGUGCAGGUCUACUCGCUCAAGGAGGUGGCAGCAGCGACGAACAACUGGGACGAGGAGAGGGUGCUGGGGCAGGGCGGGUACGGGCGGGUGUACCUGGGGGAGGGCGCUCAUGGCGUGCAGUGGGCGGUUAAGAGGCUCGAGGCGAGAUCCACAGCGAAGGGUCUUGAGGAUUUCAGGAAUGAGGUGGAGCUGAUCUCGCAGACCAACCACCGCAACCUGGUGAAGCUGCUGGGCUUCUGCGACGACCAGGGCGAGCAGAUCCUGGUGUACGAGUUUGUGCCGAAUGGGAACCUGCGGCAACACCUGCGCCCGUCCAAAGCCGCCUUGGAGCACUCUGACGCGCACAAGCUAGAGCUCACCUUCCUGCAGCGCGUGGACGUGGCAGUGGGGGCGGCCGAGGGGCUGCGAUACCUGCACAACUUCACCACUCCGCCCCCCUUUUCCCUUUUUACCCCAUCUCCUCUUGUCCGCGUUUCCUCACCAUCUCCCUCUCAUCGUCUCCCCAUCAUACCCGCAUCUCCUCUCCCCCUCUCUCCCAUUGUUCCCUCAUUCACGGUGCCUCCCAUCCCUCCAGCCGCCUUGGAGCACCCCGACGCGCACAAGCUAGGGCUGACCUUCCUGCAGCGCGUGGACGUGGCAGUGGGGGCGGCCGAGGGGCUGCGAUACCUGCACAACUUCACCACGCCCUCCGUGGUGCACCGCGACGUGAAGAGCGAAAACAUCCUGCUCGACGAGAACAUGCAGGUCUGUCAUCUCAUCGCCUCCCUCCUCCUGCCUGCUUGCCUGCCUGGUUGUGUUGUGGGUCUGUCCGCCUGCCUGUCCAUGCGCCCUUCCGAUCACCACGCCCUCUGUAAUGCACCGCGGCGUGAAGAGCGAAAACGUUCUGCUGGACAAGGGCAUGCAGGUGAGCUGUUGGGGCAUGCAGGUGAGCUGUUGGGACAUGCAGGUGAGCUGUUGGGACAUGCAGGUGAGCUGUUGGGACAUGCAGGUGAGCUGUUGGGACAUGCAGGUGAGCUGUUGGGACAUGCAGGUGAGCUGUUGGGACCUGCAGGUGAGCUGUUGGGACAUGCAGGUGAGCUGUUGGGGCAUGCAGGUGAGCUGUUGGGACCUGCAGGUGAGCUGUUGGGACAUGCAGGUGAGCUGUUGGGGCAUGCAGGUGAGCUGUUAGGACAUGCAGGUGAGCUGUUGGGACAUGCAGGUGAGCUGUUGGGACAUGCAGGUGAGCUGUUGGGACAUGCAGGUGAGCUGUUGGGACAUGCAGGUGAGCUGUUGGGACCUGCAGGUGAGCUGUUGGGACAUGCAGGUGAGCUGUUGGGACAUGCAGGUGAGCUGUUGGGACCUGCAGGUGAGCUGUUGGGACAUGCAGGUGAGCUGUUGGGACCUGCAGGUGAGCUGUUGGGACAUGCAGCCCAAGGUGGCGGAUUUUGGGUUCUUCAAGAACAUGGUGGGCGGGGCGAGUGGCGGCAGGCAGGGAGGGUGUGUGGGUCAGUGAAGCCUGCUCAUCUUCCCACCCUUACCGCUGCUUGUGUCUUCCCUCCCAAGGUGGCGGAUUUUGGGUUCUUCAAGAACAUGGUGGACGGGGCGGGUGGUGGCAAGGGGAGGCCUUCCUUUGUCACUGAACCCAAGGUGGCGGAUUUUGGGUUCUUCAAGAACAUGGUGGACGGGGCGAGUGGCGGCAAGGAGGGCUUGUACUCCUCUCCUCCUUGCUUCGCAGCUGCGGAGGGUGCUGUGGGAGGUGAUCACAGGGGGAUAAUGGCUCACUUACCUAUCUCCGGUUUCUCUUUCCCCCUCUCCCUUCCCCUGUUUCUGUGGCCUACCGUGCCUUCCAUGCAGCUUCGGAGUGGUGCUGUGGGAGCUGAUUACGGGCAAGUCGCCAAUUCUAUAGCUUCGGGAUGUUUCGGAGUGGUGUUGUGGGAGCUCAUAACGGGCAAAUCGCCCAUCCUAGAGGUGGAGGACCCCGACUCAGGCCCAGGCGAUGGGCCCUGCUUCAUGCAGCUGCCCAUCUGGGCGAUCAUGUACCUGAAGAAGGGCAACCUAGAAGAGAUUGUGGACCUUCUAGGCCAUCAUGUAUCUGAAGCUCCUUUAACCCGUCCCUUGCCCCUCCACUUUCCCCCUGUCCCCCCACCUCCCCUUCCGGCUUCCUCCCCUUGCCAGGCGAUCAUGUACCUCAAAAAAGGCAACGUAGAGGAGAUAGUGGACCCGGCAUUUAAGGGCGACUACGACAAAGAAGCCAUUAAAGCCAUGGCGGAGAUAGCCGACAAGUGCACUAGAGACAAGGCGCGCCACCGCCCCGAGAUGACCGACGCGCUGACGUGGCUGGUGGAGAUCCAACGGCGCCUCAAGCGCGAGAGCGACCCCAGCUAUGUAUCUGAGCCGUCCACUCCCGUGGCGGGGAGCAGGGGAGGAGGAGGGGGAGGGGAUGCGGUGCUGGAGCUGGUUGGCGUUGGGGGGGCAGACUCGCUAGCACUGCACUCGACAACACACCAGCCGCCCAUCUCCACCAACUUCGCGGGGCGGGUCCGGGCUUGCGCGGAGCGGCUGUGUCAGCUGCCGGACACGUCACUCGAGGAGAUCGAGGCCACGUCAGCACAGCUGAGGCGGCUGCUGGAGGAGGGAUGCGACGAGGGAUGCGCAAGUUCGCGGAAACCAGCAGCAGAAGAGGGAGAGACAGGGGAAGCAGCACGAGCAGGAGGAGCAGGAGUGGAGGGCCCCGAGGCGCGUGCUGCCGUGAAUGGCGGUGCGGAUGCUGCUGGAAAGGACUCGGAAAGCGAAGGCUGUUCCGCUCGUGCUGGUGCGGAUGAGCAGAGUCGGGAGCCCGCCGUGCAAAGAAUCGAGCGUUUCUUCACCUCUUUUUUCUCCUCGUAUCGGCCCAACAAACCCCCUGACAUGCCGCAGCACCUCUCCCUCUCCUUCCAUCCAUCCAUGUACCCCUCAGGAACAUACCCUGCCAUCAUGCCCCCAUCCCACCCCAUCCCAUCUCUGUCCUCACCCGCUCCCGUCUUCAUUUACCCCCUUUCAUUACACACCCCUCCACAACCAUCAACCCUCCUCUCAUCCCUUUCCUCCCUCUCAACCCAUUCCGCUUUCCAACCUCCCCCGCUCUUUCCUCUGUUUGAGACGACCCUUCAUUUCCCCCCCACACCCUCCAUUCGUCCAUCAGCAAUGUCUCCUCCUCCGCCCUACCUCAUGGGAUGCAUGCCACCCACCACCAUGCCACCCACCACCAUGCCACCCACCACCAUGCCACCCACCACCAUGCCACCCACCACCAUGCCACCCACCACCAUGCCACCCACCACCAUGCCACCCACCACCAUGCCACCCACCACCAUGCCACCCACCACCAUGCCACCCACCAUGCCACCCACCACCAUGCCACCCACCACCAUGCCACCCACCAUGCCACCCACCAUGCCACCCACCAUGCCGCCCACCACCAUGCCACCCACCAUGCCGCCCACCAUGCCACACCUCACCUCAUCACGCCCCAAUUGCCAACAAUCCUCCUCCAUUCUCCCCCCCCCCGCCCUCCUCUCCCAUCCCCACCCACCAGGUGUCUCUCCUCAUCGACCGGGCAUCGUGGGACAUCCUCCGCUUCCUCUCCUCGCCUCUCCCCUCCUCCCUCCCCUUCUCCUCCUCCCCUCUCUCCUCCCCUCCCUCCUCUCCCCCUCCCUCCCCUCCUUCCUCGCCCUCCUCCACACCAUCACCAUCCCACAUACCACCUGCACCAGCCGACGCCUCCCCGUGCUGCUGUGCGCUGGCGUGCCGGGCGGUGGGGGAGGUGGCAUCUGGGGCGGUCAGUGUGCUUGCCUUCCCUCCGCUUUCCACCCGUUUUUCUAUCUAACUAAUAUUAUUUUCGCUUUCUUUGUGUUUCUCCUCGUCGCUCCCAUCUCUGCUCUCUUCACAUCUCGUCCCUUCCUCUACACCUGCAACCCCUCGCCAAACCCCUUCCGCCCCUCUCCCUCCCUCCCGGUCUUCGCAGCUCUCUCGCGAAUCCCCCGCCAGCGCCAUCGGUUCUUUCGUCAUCGCUUCUUUAUCGACUUGGUGCCGCUUCUCCUGCACCUUGUCCAGCGGGCCUCUCACUGUGCCGUGCUGCCACCUCGCCACACACUGCUGCCAACACCACCAACACCACCAACACCGCCGCACACACUCUCCUCCCUUCCCCCCUGCACCUCCGCCUCUCAAACUCCUAUCUCCACUCCUUUUCUCCCCUCGCUCUCCCCUCUGUCUGCUGAAAUCUUCCUUCCCCCGCCCCCUCCCAGCCCCUUCCCCUCACGUGCCUCCGCCCUGCGCGUCUCCUCCUUCUCCGUGUCGCCCUCGCUUCCCACUCCUCCCAUCACCGCACCAGGGGCACCACCACCGCACUCUACCCCUCUCAUUGCACCAGCACCGCAGCCUACCCUUCCCAUCACACCACUUGUGCAAGCCAACCCCCCUAUCGCACUGCCUGCUCCCUCCACCCCUCCCUUUCCUCCUGGCACCCGCUCCAUGAUCCCCCCAUCACCUCACGCAUCUCCUCCCAUCCCACCUCCCAACCCCACCGCACCUGCUCCCAUCCCUCAACCCCCUCACACCCCCACCCCUCCUUUCCCUCCUGGCACUCACUCCAUCAUCCCAGACCUCUUUGAAACUCCCAGCAGCAGCACGGAGGCAGCAUGGUUGGUGUGCCAUCGCUGCAUGCACCUCGUUCUCACUGCAGUCACGCGCUCUAUAGUCCCACCCGUCCCAGCAACUGCCGCUGCAGCUGCAAGCACCGACAUAUCCUCUCACCCGCAAAUCUCCCCCCAGCUACUGCUGGCGGCCCAGACAGCCACGCUGCUGCUGCUCCUCUCCCUCUCCCGCUGCUCCGCCUUCCUCCUCUCCAUCCUCUCCUCCCAUCCCCAACCCCCCUCCGCUCUCCCCUCAAAACUCUCGCCCCCUUCACCUGCCUCAGACCCAGCACCCUUUCCUGCACCUUUCCCUGCACCCCCCUUCCCCCUCAUCUUCCCCGUGCUCAGCGCCCUGGCUGCUCUCCACUGCCACCUCGGUGCCUUGUGGCCACUCAUUCCAGGGGAGAGCGCAGCUGAAUACACGCCUAGAAGCAUGGGCACAGGCAGCAGCAGUAGCAGCAGCAGCAGCAGCAGCAGAGCAGGUGCAAUCGGUGGUGCUGAGAGCACAGAAGGUGGUGCUGCCAGUGCCACAGCACACUCUCUCCUCCCCUCUGUGGACCUUCUCUCCCUCACUGUGUGCCGCUCCUCCUGCCAACUUCACGACAAUACAGCUGCUGCCGCACCUGCACCUGCUGGUGCUGCUGCUGCUGCAGCUCGUGCGGAUGGGGCUUUGGGCGGCAAUGCUUGGCUGGGAGCGGUGAAGGCUCUUCUGAGGCCAGAUGAGGAGGAAGAAGAAGAGGAGGAGGAGGAAGAGGAGGAUGAGGAGGAUGAGGAGGAGGGAGAGGGUGGUAGAGCAAGCAGAGAAGAGAAGAAGAGGAGAGAAGCGGAGAGGUUGAAGAGAGAAGAGGAGUGGUUAGGUGCGGUGCAAAGGGAGGUGGAGGGGGGAGUGGCGGUGCUGCUGCUAUGGGCGCUUCUCCAAGCUGCAAAGCCUCACCCUACCACCUGCACCAGCAGCAGCACCCUUCCCGUCGACCGCACCACUCUCAUCACACUGCUCCGCUUUGCUCCUUGCCUCCUUGCUGCUGGCUCUCCAGGUGGUGUUGCAGGGAGAAGAGGAGUGGGAGACGUUGUGUUGAGAAGGGUUGCUGGCAUACGAUUGGUUCAUGCUGCUCUGUAUGCUUGCACCUCCUCUUGCACUGAGAAAAACGACUCACACUCCCCCCCUUCUCCCACACACUCUCAACCACGAUCGCUGACAGACAAACACCAAUUUGCUGACAAUAACGACUCCAUUGCUGUAGAAACAGUGACACGUGUGGCGUCGUCAUUGGCUGGCGUGAUGAUGUCAGCGGUCGGCUCAUCUGCGCUGCGCCGGGCGGCACACCGCGCCAUGCUGGCAGUGCUGCGGGCGGCGAUGACAGAUGGGGAGCGUCUGGAGUGCAGCGACAGACUGGGAGAGGUUGGAGUACAAAGAAGAGAGCAUGCUGGUGAGUACAGUGCGGUGGAGUAUGGUGCAGAGGCAUGGCAGGGGCACCCCAUGCCUCUCUUCUCUCUUCCACGUCUCCUCACCCUCCCGUUCCCGCACUUCCGCAGCCCCCUUCGCCCAGCCCCCUUCGCCCAGCCCCCUUCGACUUGCAUUUCUCACUUCUCAUCUCACCCAUCUCCUUUCCCCUUCUGUUCCUCUCCCCCCACCGCCUUCUCAUCCCCACCUUCCCCACUCACCCCCCACCAGGUGGCUCUGCUCGUGUCAUUCGCCAAGGACGAAGUGGACCGAGCAUGGCCUCGCUUGCUGCACCUAGCACCAUCCACGUCAGCACCACCAUCCACAUCAGCACAACCAUCCACGUCAGCACCACCAUCCACGUCAGCACCACCAUCCACGUCAGCUCCAGCUUCACCGCCAUCAAAAUCAUCCGCAAGCACUCCUCCCAACCACCCCCUCUCUCCUCCCCCUCUACCCGCCUUCGCCUCGCCAGCCAUCCUCUCCCUGCUAGACCUUCUCCUUGACCCCUCUGCUUCCUCUCCCGCGCCACCCUUGACCUUCCGCCUGCCGGAUCACUCAGACGCCCUCAUUGCAGCGCUCAACCUCCUGCGCUUCCUGCUCCUCAGAGAGCAGCAAACAGUGCCCAGCUCCACUGCCUCUCCUGUGACUCCCACAGAAUCCACGGAGCCGCAACCACCAACCGCACUCCUCUCCCCCACCCCCCUAAUCUCGCCUCUCCCCCUGCCCUCCCCCACAUCCCUCCGCACAAAGCCCAGCCUGCUUCGCGCACGCAACUGCUGGCUCCUGCCUCUGCGCUCCGCCGCUCUCGCCGCGCGGGCAUCCCUCGAAUCCAGGAGACCACGGGUCAUGGGUGGUAGGGAAGGGACUGGAUGCGGACAUGAGGACGAAGAAGGGGCGAGUGGAGAGGAGGAGGAUGGGGUGGGUGGGGAGGAGGAGGAGGGGGAGGAGGAGAUGGAUGAGCAGGCAUGGGUGCGGGAGUGGAUGGGAGUGGAGACGGUGCUGUCGCUCGUGGCCCGAUGCCUGGAGCUCGUGGAGGCAGACCAAGGCGUGUAG